Messenger RNA from Glycine soja, 1951 nucleotides. Its product is annotated as putative pectinesterase/pectinesterase inhibitor 24. Lineage: Eukaryota; Viridiplantae; Streptophyta; Magnoliopsida; Fabales; Fabaceae. Gene Ontology annotation, molecular function: pectinesterase activity; pectinesterase inhibitor activity. The record is from RefSeq and is a predicted model, not a curated record. The coding region runs from base 78 to 1820 and encodes 580 amino acids. Gene Ontology annotation, biological process: cell wall modification. The transcript has 3 exons.
UGUUAUUUUUAUUAUCAUCACUAGAAGUUAGCUAGCUUCACAACACAAAGCAUCACAAACUAGCUAGGCCUUUAACCAUGUCCUCCUUCAAAUCUUACGGAAAGGUUGAUGAAUCCGAGCAAGCAAGGCUCGAAGCUCGCCGCAAAACGGGAAAGCGAGUCACCAUCAUAGCCCUGUCCACCAUAGUCCUCAUCGGAGUUGUGUGUGCUGCUGUAUUUGGAACCGUUGCUCACAACAACUCAGAUAAUAAUGAUGGUGUAAAUAGUAAUAGUGCACCAUUUCUUUCGAAUUCAGUGAAGAGUGUUUGUGACCUGACACUUUACAAGGGAGCAUGCUACAGCAGCAUUGGUCCUCUUGUGCACUCGGGUCAGGUUCGACCUGAGAAGUUGUUCUUGCUGUCUAUUGAAGUUGCCCUAGCUGAGGCUUCAAGGGCUGUUGAGUAUUUCUCUGAGAAGGGAGUUUUUAAUGGCUUGAUCAAUGUUGAUAAUAAAACAAUGGAAGGCUUUAAGAAUUGCAAGGAUCUUUUGGGUCUUGCGGUUGAUCAUUUGAAUAGCUCUUUGGCUUCUGGGGGCAAGUCUUCAUUGCUUGAUGUGUUGGAGGAUCUUAGAACUUGGUUGAGUGCUGCAGGUACUUACCAGCAAACCUGCAUUGAUGGCUUUGGAGAGGCAGGAGAAGCACUGAAGACCAGUGUUGUAAACAAUCUAAAAAAUUCUACUGAGUUCACCAGUAAUAGUCUUGCCAUUGUUACUUGGCUCAACAAGGCUGCAAGCACAGUGAACUUGAGGCGCUUGUUGAGUACCACUUUGCCACAUCAUCAUCAUAUGGUAGAACCAAAGUGGCUUCAUUCUAAAGACCGGAAGCUGAUUCAAAAAGAUGAUAAUUUGAAGAGAAAAGCUGACAUUGUUGUAGCAAAAGAUGGCAGCGGGAAAUUUAAAACAAUCACUGCUGCACUAAAACAUGUCCCUGAGAAAAGUGACAAGAGGACUGUGAUCUAUGUGAAGAAGGGGGUUUACUAUGAGAAUGUGAGGGUGGAGAAGACUAAAUGGAAUGUCAUGAUCAUUGGUGAUGGUAUGAAUGCCACAAUUGUAUCUGGAAGCCUUAACUUUGUGGAUGGCACCCCAACAUUUUCAACUGCAACAUUUGCUGUGUUUGGGAAGAAUUUCAUUGCUAGGGACAUGGGAUUUCGCAACACAGCUGGUCCACAGAAGCACCAGGCAGUGGCACUGAUGACAAGUGCUGAUCAAGCGGUUUACUACAGGUGCCAAAUUGAUGCAUUUCAGGACUCUCUCUAUGUGCAUUCCAACCGCCAAUUCUACAGAGAAUGCAACAUUUAUGGCACAGUUGAUUUCAUUUUUGGUAACUCAGCAGUGGUCCUCCAAAACUGCAACAUUUUCCCAAGGGUGCCUAUGCAGGGCCAGCAGAAUACCAUAACAGCACAGGGCAAAACUGACCCCAACAUGAACACUGGAAUUUCAAUUCAAAGUUGCAACAUUGCACCCUUUGGAGACUUAAGUUCUGUGAAAACAUACCUUGGAAGACCCUGGAAGAAUUACUCAACUACAGUGUUUAUGCAAUCCACAUUGGGGAGUUUCAUUCACCCAAAUGGAUGGUUACCUUGGGUAGGAGACUCAGCACCAGAUACCAUAUUUUAUGCAGAAUUUCAGAAUGUUGGACCAGGUUCUUCAACAAAGAAUAGAGUGAAGUGGAAGGGUUUGAAAACCAUUACAAAGAAACAAGCUAGCAUGUUUACUGUCAAUGCUUUUCUUUCAGGGGAGAAAUGGAUUACAGCUUCUGGUGCCCCCUUUAAAUCUUCAACGUGAGAACUUUGAUACAUAUGUAUAACACAAUAUAUAUAUAUAUAUGAUGCAAAUCUGUCUGUAAUAUUUUCUUAUUUCUUAUUAUCUUUUGCUUUCUAUUAUUAAAUUGAAACUAUAUAUACUGAUUGAUUUAA